AUGUACAACUUAAUUCGCUUAAUUAUUUUACUAUUUUGUACUGCCGUGAGCAGUGGACAAUUGAAUUCGAAAUUAUUAACAACUUCAAAACUCCAAGAAAAUGUACAUUUUUAUACCGAACUACUAAUGGAAAUUAAAUCUCAAAAGAACUUUGAUUCUAUACUGAUGGUGCACGAGAAAUUGCAAAAUGAGGUUCUAGAAGCAUGUGAAAAAUAUAAAAUUACAAAUGGAAUUUUGCAUUUUCUAAAUUCGUCUAUUUUGGAAGAAGUUUCUGAGGAAUAUUUACAGUUAUUGCCAUAUCCUCAGUAUCAUUUGAAAACGAGACAUUUUGGUCGAAUAAAUGAAGAUUACUUUCCCAUACAUUGGCGUGAUAUGAAAGGUAAAACAUUAAUGACGUUACCUGAUCAAUUGGUGCCACGCUCUAUAAUGUAUAGAGAUAGAAAAGGUCAAAUAAAGCCGGAAAUUGGUAAAAUUAUACACUAUAGUUUUAUUUUGAAUAUGACUAAACGUGGGGAAUUGGAUAUGCCCAUGUCGGUGAAUCCAAUUUUUACCGCUCGUUCUUUAAGGCACAUGUCCUACCCCACUGAAGUAAGUAAAUGGAUGAUUAUGAUACCCUGCUCUACAAGAAUGACAAUUUGUGAUGUUUACGAAUUAAUGUUAACACCACAAUUAUUUGGUGUAAUUAUCAUCUUUACUGUAACAUUUUCUGUGGUUCAUACCAUUAUUGAGAAGUUAUUCUAUAAACAAAUGAUCUGGUUAAAUCUAGUAAUGUGCGAUAAAGUUAUACCAGGUGUAUUGGGACAAUCGUUUAAUGUCAAAAAAUCAAGUGUAUUAAGUCUUCAAAUUGAAGCCGACGAUGACAUUUUUAAUAAUGAAAUGAAAGGAACUAUAGUUUAUACCGAUAAUUCGACAUUAUUCGGAGAAGUGAGAGAUAGUUUCAACUCUACUUACGGCUAUACGGUUACAUUGACUCUUUGGAACAUUUAUUCGCAUGUACAAAUGUAUUAUGCCCAGAAGAAAUUUUGUGUUUCUGAAGAUAUGAAUAUAUGGAAUGUAUUACUAUUUGGUUUACCAUUGGGAAAACAUUCACCCUAUAAGGAACCAUUGGAUUAUCUAGUGCAUAAAAUACAUUCAAGUGGUUUGCUGCAUGCUUGGAGAUUAGACAUUUUUAAUGAUUUAUUGAAUUCGAAUAGAAUUACCUUUCAUGAUGCGAGUCGAUUUAAAACUUAUGAAGAUUUAACGGAACAUGAUUUGCUAUUGGUUUGGAUAAUAUUGUUAAUUGGUUUGAUAUGCAGCGUAAUGAUGUUUUUCAUUGAAAUUGUGUUACAUUCUUGUAUGAAGAAGUAUUUUGAAGAAGAGAGAAAAUAGUUGAGUUUUAUGAAGUGUUUAUUUAGUAAUAAUAAAUGUUAAUCAUAAUG
This is a messenger RNA of Lucilia cuprina (Australian sheep blowfly), 1418 nucleotides long. RefSeq lists its product as uncharacterized. Lineage: Eukaryota; Metazoa; Arthropoda; Insecta; Diptera; Calliphoridae. The record is from RefSeq and is a predicted model, not a curated record. The coding region runs from base 1 to 1368 and encodes 455 amino acids. The transcript has 4 exons.